AUGAACAAAGAGAACACAGAAAAAUUAAUAAAAAUUAUAAAUUUGUUAGACAAAUUAUGUGAAUAUAAUGAAGGGGAAACUGAUGGUUGCAAAAAAUCGAAGUCCUUUGCCUCAAAUGAAAUAUCAAAAACAUUUAAUAGCUUAGAAUAUAAUAAAUCACUAUUUCCAAUCAGUUGUGAACAAAAUUCUUUAGUUUCAAAGACUAAUAAAAUAAUUAAUGAAAUAAAAAUAUCAAAAACUUUGUUUUUCUCUAAUAAAUCACACUCAAAUGAAAAAAAUAAAUUAUCCUAUAAAAAAAGUAUAAACAGUUAUAAAGAUGAUAAUAAUAAUGUCGAUACAGAUAUCAUUGAUAGGGAAACAUCUGAAAUAGGAAAUAAUUCUAUAAAAAAAUCAAAAAGUUAUAAGGAAUAUAUAGAAAAUGAAAACACAUCUAUAAAUAUAAAAUACAAUAACGAUCUACAUAACAAACCCAGUUAUGAUUCAAAUUUUAAUAGUAUUAGAAAAAAAAAAAUAAUAGAUAUGAAGAAUAAUUAUUUUUUAAGAGAUAAUAGUAAUUGUGAUAAAAUUUUUUCAAUUUAUUCAUCUUAUGAUUGUAUGUUUCCCAUUUUUAAAUGUCAUACAUAUAAUUUUAUGUCUAAAAAAAAAACAUUAAAUGUGCUAAAAGUUAAUUUAAGUGAUUCGGAAUUGAUAGCAUUAAAUAAUUCUAAUGAAAACAAAAAAAAAAUUCUGAAAAUGAUUAAACACAAAAAAGAAAUAAUAAACUAUACAGAUAAAAUAUUAAAUGAAGAUUCUUUAGAAAAUUCAGAACAUAUUGUUCACUUGAGAAAGUAUAAUCAUAGUUCCUUUGAAAUUGGCCAAGAUAGCGAGAUCGAUCAAAAACGCACACAUCAAAUGUUAGAAAAUAUUAUACAUAAGUUGAAUACCAAUAUAAAUGGUAUAAUAAACAUAUAUAAAAACAAGAUAAAUAAGCUGAAUCGAUCCAAUGUUAAUUUAAGCCGCAAACUCGAAGAUGCUGUUGAACAUAACGAUGAUCAAAUUCAAGAAAUUAGAGAUCUAAAUAAAAUAAUAACCACAAUGAAAGGAGAAAAAAUUGAAAUGAAUAAAAUUAUCGAAGGGUAUGAAUUCGAUAUGAAUAAAUCAAAGAAAUUAAUAAAAGAGGAAGAAAACAAUGAAAAACAGAAAAAUAUAUUGGAAAGAGAAAUUAAAAAUUUGAAAAAAGAAUUGAAUAUUGUGAACUCGUUAAAUGAUAAAAUAAAGGAUGAACAACUACUUUUGCAAGAGAAGAUUCAAGAAAAAAAUAAAAAAAAUAAUACCAAGAAACAUAAAAUAAAAACAAGCAAUGCUUCUGUUGUAGAAAAAAAUGAGAUACCCCUACCAAUAGAACUAAAAGACAAGAAAGUUCAAAAUGAAAAAAAAAAUACAAUUCAGUUAAAAAUAAAAAAGGAUAUAAUUGAUAGAUACCGAAGUGAUACAAUUUUAGACAACUAUUUGAGGAUAAAAAAUAAAUUACUAGAAAGUAACGAAAAAUGUUACUUUUUAUCAAAAACGAACUUUGAAUUAUUUAAAGGAUUAAAAAAAAAAAAAAAAAAAAUAGAUUCAUUAAAAAAGAAAGUUUCAUAUCUCAAGCAUUUUGCAAUGGAAAUGAAAAAAGUAGAGAUCCCAUAUUUACAUCUGGAGAAGGAGGAGCCUAUUAGUAGUAUCAUAAAAUCGAGGGUUGAUUAUCUUUCUCCAUCUAAAUACGAGCCCAAUGUAAAAAUAUCCAGAAAAAGAAAAUCAUUAGUGCAAUUAUAUAAUACAAAUCAAUACAUUGAAGUGGAUAAUAAUCGAGACAAAAAUUUUGAAGGGUUAAAAAAACGUUUAAAAAAUUUAAAUAAUGAAAAUAAUUUAUUAAAAAAUAAAUAUGAAAUGGUAUAUAAAAAAUAUAUUGGAUUAUUAAAGAAAUUAAGAGAAAAUAAAGAAUUUACAUUUAUAGAAGAAAAAAAGAUAAAAAAGACGAAAGAACUAUUUCCUAAGCCUGAUGUAAUUCAUUAUUUUUAUUUGAAGCAAAAAAACACCGAUAUUAGAAAAAAAUAUUCCCAAGAUAAUAAAAUAGAAAACUGUAUAAAAGUAGAGGCUGUAGAUAAAACUAAAAAUAACACUCUUCAAUAUAGAAAUUAUAAAGAUGGUGAAAAUUACAGUGAUGUGGAAUUUUACAUCUCAAAUGAAUUUUUAAAGAGAAUUGACGUAAAGGAUAUAUUAAAUAUAAGAUACAUUUACUCCUAUGGGAAUAUAGCCAGGAGAACGACUACAUUUAGCGAAAAGGGAUGUGCAUCAAACUAUUACAACUGCGUAUGGUAA
Molecule: messenger RNA, 2337 nt
Organism: Plasmodium berghei ANKA
Lineage: Eukaryota; Apicomplexa; Aconoidasida; Haemosporida; Plasmodiidae
Product: conserved Plasmodium protein, unknown function
Exons: 11
Coding region: 1-2337 (778 amino acids)
Source: RefSeq, a predicted model, not a curated record